AUGGACUACGGUCAGGCCUUUGAGCAAGCCCCACAUGGGAGAAUGGUCCAAAAUUUACUUUACUUAAGUUGCCCAGCUGCCGUGAAGGGAUUCGAACCCAUGUUCCCAGAUCAGUGGUCCUGGCAGCUGGAUGCCGCGAACUUGGUGACGGCCGCGAUCCUGCACCGCGGAAAAUGCGGUCUCUCUAGAGGAAUCACGCGCUACAUGGUGGCCAUGGCGAUCUCCGACCUUGUGGUGAUCAUCUUUCAAGUGUUGCUCCGAGGAAUCUACAUUUACUAUUUCCCAAACUCCAUCCUGACCCUCAGCGCAGUGUGCCCUUCAUAUAUAUACCUGCGGAUCGUCGUCCUGGACUAUUCCGUCUGGUUAACCGUGUCCUUCACUUUUGACCGUUUUGUCAGCAUUUGUUGUCCGAAGCUGAGACUCAGAUAUUGCACGGAUAGGACGUCCGCCGUGGUUACUGUGUCCUUGUGCGCGGUGAGCUUCUUUAAGUACAUCCCCUUUUACUUCAUGUACGAGCCUCGCUUCAACAUGGAUAACGUGAACUGGGGGUGUCGGCCGAAAGCCGCCUACUUCACCUCCAUCUGGUGGGUGGCUUUCACCUGGAUGUGCAGCAUCUCUCUCUCCUUACUCCCCUUCGGUAUAAUCCUGUUCCUGAAUGGGCUGACGGUCAGGAACAUCCUGGUGGCCAGCAGGGUCCGCCGGCGCCUGAAGGGACAGAAUGGGAAGGACAGUGAGACAGAGAAUCGGCGAAAGUCCAUUGUCUUACUCUUCACUGUGUCGGGCACUUCUAUCCUACUCUGGACGACGGGAACUGUGAGUUUCAUCUGUACUCGAGUCACAAUCAAUUUUGGGGGCGGGGAUCUCACAAGCCCUAUAGCCAUCGCCAAUGAGGUGGGGAACAUGCUCAUACGUACCAGCUCCUGCGCCAACACAUGGAUCUACGCAAUGACCCAAAGCAAGUUCAGACAGGAGUUGAAGAUCGGGAUUAAAAGUCUAUUUCGGUUUAUUAUUAAGCCCAUGAAACAUGCGGGGCAGUCGGCCUAG
Messenger RNA from Pristis pectinata (smalltooth sawfish), 1044 nucleotides. RefSeq names its product probable G-protein coupled receptor 139. Gene Ontology annotation, molecular function: G protein-coupled receptor activity. Lineage: Eukaryota; Metazoa; Chordata; Chondrichthyes; Rhinopristiformes; Pristidae. The coding region runs from base 1 to 1044 and encodes 347 amino acids. The record is from RefSeq and is a predicted model, not a curated record. Gene Ontology annotation, cellular component: membrane. The transcript is spliced from 3 exons. Gene Ontology annotation, biological process: G protein-coupled receptor signaling pathway.